AUGGAUUCGGACUGGUACCGAGGACAGGUGAUCUUCUUGACAGGCGCCACCGGCAACCUGGGAGGCUGUCUCCUUUACAAGCUGAGUCUCAAACUUCCAACUUCCAAAAUCUUCGUGCUUGUUCGAGGUUCUAUCCGACAAGCCGUUGAGAAAUGGGAGCAUUUUAUGCCAGAGCAGGUAGACGAUAUCCUGGAUACCGGUAAAGUCAAUUUCAUGGUGGGCGAUAUGACCCAACCCGAUCUUGCUUUAUCAGCCACCGAUCUCGAGCUCCUCAAGCAAGAGGUCACGGUGGUGAUCAACAGCGCAGGUGAUAUCUCUCUGCACCAAAGCUUGUCAGAAACAAUUCUGCCCAAUUGCACGGCACAUCUGACCUUGACCACUAUUCUGGCUGGCUUCACUCGACUACAGUGUUUCUUGCAGAUUUCGACCACAUAUGUGAACAGCUUCCUCCCGGACGGUUCGAUCGAGGAGCGUAUCUACCCCUUGCAUCCGAACCCGAUCGUGGAAUUGGAUACAAUCAUCGCCACGGGUAAAUCAGCCGCCACCGAUCAAUUCGCUGCCCCUUACGCCCUAGCUAAACAUCUAGCCGAGCGUCUGAUCCUGGACGGCGGCCACGCGUUUCCCAUCCUGAUCGUGCGGCCUUCGUUUAUUGCACCCGCCAUUCAAGACCCUUACCCUUUGUACGGCAGAGAUGGGGCGACCCCAGCCCAUUCCUUUAUCCACUUGAUUUUGGGAAAUCGAAACCACGGGCUACUGCAACUCGAGGAGACGCUCCCAACACAUCCAAUCUGCGAUGAGAUUCCUGUUGAUCUGGUGGCGAUUGUAUGUUUGGCCCACCUUGCUCAAGGAACGACAGGAAUUGUCCACGCUGCUGCGGACCUGUACGCCACCUGGACAUGUGGCGAAAUGGGCAACCGGUUUCACCGCCAUAUUCCACGCGAAGUGAAAGAAGAUGCCCAAAAGAUAGAGUUCCAGCAGAGCCAUUCAUUGGCACCGUAUUUCUUCCAGAUGAUCCAACGAUUCUGGCGCGACUGGAAGAUUGACUGCGCGCGAUCAUCCCACUUGAAGCAGUUAAAGGGCCCCUUGGGCCUCGACUUGGGUGAUCACGACCCAGAGGCCUUCUUAAAGCGCCGUGUCGAGCGACAGUCCAAACUCGCUCACAGCUGGCUGAAGCGGGGCGCGCUGCCAUUUGAGAAUGGUUCUUUGUAUAGUAGACAUUUGAAUGAAUAG
Messenger RNA from Penicillium soppii, 1230 nucleotides. RefSeq lists its product as uncharacterized. The record is from RefSeq and is a predicted model, not a curated record. The transcript has a single exon. NCBI's taxonomy places the organism in Eukaryota, Fungi, Ascomycota, Eurotiomycetes, Eurotiales, Aspergillaceae. Gene Ontology annotation, cellular component: peroxisome. The coding region runs from base 1 to 1230 and encodes 409 amino acids. Gene Ontology annotation, molecular function: alcohol-forming very long-chain fatty acyl-CoA reductase (NADP+) activity. Gene Ontology annotation, biological process: long-chain fatty-acyl-CoA metabolic process.